Molecule: messenger RNA, 168 nt
Organism: Peronospora matthiolae
Lineage: Eukaryota; Oomycota; Peronosporomycetes; Peronosporales; Peronosporaceae
Source: the annotation of a GenBank genome assembly
AUGGAAGAUGGAAAUACAGAGAAGCCGUUUCAUAUUUGCGAAGGUUCAUUGGUGCCCGUGAAGCGUGUGUAUGCAACGGAGAAUAGAGAUGGAGCAGAAAGUGAUGAUUUUGUUAAAAUUCACGGAGAGUUAGAGCCGUUUGGGCAGAUUAACAUCGAUGUAACGUGA